ACUUGCGGAUGUGUGCACUCAGGCCACCUCAAAUUGUGUCACGUUGGCUCAUAAAAUGGUGGGCAAAAACCUGACAAUUUCGCCUCAACAACGUGAAUUGACGUGAGGGUCAAUAAGUCUAUGUUGAGUCCUGGUAUAGUUUUGUUCAAGAAAGGUGUCCUGUUGAGCCCGGUCUUUGUGAGAAUCGAACAGACACUAUUGAUCCGUCGUCGAUUGUUGAGAUCCUCCUACUUGACUUUAUUUUGCUGAGGAGCCGGCCGAAGGCCAUCUUGACGCACUUGCUGUUGCUGCCCUCUCUCUGUGUGUAUGCCUGGCCUGGUGUUUCCUGUUGGUCAACUCGGUCACUGUGCUGGCCAAAAUCUUCAUAGCGUACUGCCGUGAAACACAUCAUAGAGAAAAUGUCAGAUUUAAAACUGCAAGGGUUCUCAUGGAGGAAGGUGUUGUCCGUUGGUUUGGGCAUUGCAUCCUUCGUCAUGUUCAGCUACGUAUAUUAUGGGUUCACUGACCUCAAAACUCCGGCCGAUAGAUACCACAUAGCUUCAAGCUCUAUCAUUCGAUCGGCAUCAGGCCACAGAGCCAAAAUUGAGGAGUAUAUGAACAUUCACACUGGAGAAGCAAAGAAUCGAAGUUCCUAUUUGGAUCGGUUUACCCUGAAAGAAAAAGUUCCACAGGACGACUUGUUUGACAUCAAUGUGAAUGCCAGUAAAUCAACAGCCUCACUGAGAGAUUCUUCCCCUGUAGUGGAUAACAACAGACACACUGCCAAGUUUUCACCCCUUGUGGACUUUACAAAACCAAAAACAAGAAACCCCCAUGCUGACAGUGUAACAUUCCAGGGGUCAACCAGAAGACAAUCAGCACAGGGCCCUACCACUCUGUCAAAAGGGUCCAGCACCAGAGACUGCACCCCGCGUACAAAUAUCGUCUUCUUUAAAAUGCACAAGUGCAGUAGCAGCACAGUGCAGAAUAUUUUGCUGCGUUAUGGGGAAGAGCACAGCUUGGACUUUGUGCUCCCGCCUGCGGGAAACUACUUGGGUCACUCGCAAUUCUCAAGGAAAUGGAUGUUAGAAUUUCCAGUGAAGGAGUAUAACAUCUUAUGUCAUCACACAAUGUUUGAUGAGACUGCUAUGAAAGCAGUGAUGCCAACCAAUGCUGUUUACGUCAGUAUUCUUAGAGAUCCAGUCACGAUGUUUGAAUCCACCUUCACCUAUCAGCACAUGGCAUCCAUGUACCAUCUUCCCUCUAGCCAUGGGUUGGAACUCUUUCUAGAGAGACCAGAACAGUACUAUAAGAUGGGAGACGGUGGCCUUCUUCACGCCAGGAGUCCCAUGAUUUAUAACUUCGGCCUACCCAAAGCAGACCUUGGGGAUGUAAGAAAAAUCGAGGCAAAGAUCGAGGAGUUGGAAAUGCAGUUUGAUCUCGUCAUGAUGACGGAGCACUUUGAAGAAUCCCUCAUUCUGUUCAGACACCUCAUGUGCUGGGAGAUCGAUGAUAUUGUGUAUUUCAAACUCAACGCUCGCAGCAAGUCAUCCGUGAAGACGGUGUCGGCGAGCGUGGCUGACAAAAUCAAGAAGUGGAACUACGGAGACGUGAAACUAUACGAGACAUUCAACAAGACCUUCUGGGGGAAGGUCAGAGUGUUUGGAGAGGACAGGAUGAGGGAAGAGGUCGCGCAGCUGAAGAUGAGGAAAGACUUCUUCUCAAAACACUGCAUUUCUCAGGUUGUGAAUAACGACAACAAAGUGUGGCACCCAGCAGGAAUCGGUAUCGACAGCUUUAAAUUAAGACCGGAAGCGAUGAACAAUAAAAUGUGUGUUAGAAUGGCAAGGACAGAGCUACCAUACACAGACCUGGUUCGUAACAUACAAAAGAAAAGAUAUUAUAUGCAUUAAAAUUUUGUUUAAAAGCAAUGGACACUAUUAGUAAUUGUCAAAGACCAGUCUUCUCACUUGGUGUAUC
Molecule: messenger RNA, 1959 nt
Organism: Asterias rubens (European starfish)
Lineage: Eukaryota; Metazoa; Echinodermata; Asteroidea; Forcipulatida; Asteriidae
Product: galactose-3-O-sulfotransferase 2-like
Exons: 5
Coding region: 399-1892 (497 amino acids)
Biological process (GO): glycolipid biosynthetic process
Cellular component (GO): membrane
Molecular function (GO): galactosylceramide sulfotransferase activity
Source: RefSeq, a predicted model, not a curated record